CUGUGUGUGUGUUUUGCGCAAGCGCAGUGUGAAACGAGGACAUAACAAGGAAGAAGCUUCAGUGUGUACCAACAACCAAAGUCCUCUGUUUAUCGAGCCUGGCAUGAAUACAUUUCAGUGUAACUGGGGUAAAACCUUAAGCUUCUUCACUGUUUUUGUUGUGGCCCUCGCCGCUGUUUUUCAGUAUCUGGAGAAUUCAGAGACUGUCGAGAUCCCAAGAAUGGAUCUAAACGCAAUGGAAGAGAAUUACCGGCAGAAGAACAGAACAUGCUUCAUUCUCGGUGCUUCUGGCGAGACUGGAAAGGCGCUCCUGAAAGAGAUAGUGGAGCACAACAUCUUUUCCAAGAUCACUCUCAUUGGACGAAGGCAGUUGACCUUUGAGGAUAAAGCCUAUGAAAAUUUGGUGCAAAAGGUGGUUGAUUUUGAGAAGCUGGAGGAGUACGCUGAGGCUUUCCAGGGCCAUGAUGUGGGAUACUGCUGUCUAGGAACAACCAAAGCCAAAGCAGGAGCUGAAGGGUUUGUUCGGGUGGAUCAUGACUACGUACUCAAGUCUGCAGAACUUGCCAAAGCAGGAGGUUGUUCCCAUUUUCACCUAGAGUCCUCUAAAGGUGCAGAUAAAACAAGCAGCUUUCUCUACCUGAAAACUAAGGGUCAGGUUGAAGCAGAAAUUGAAGACCUUGGCUUUGAGCGUUUCUCCAUCUACCGGCCAGCGGUGCUCCUGGUGGACAGACAGGAGAGCAGGCCAGCUGAGUGGAUGGCCCGGAAAUUUCUUGGUGCAUUCUCCUCGGUAUUCCCUACCGCAAUGUCCAUCCCCAUCACAUCCGUCGCUAGAGCUAUUUUUGUCAACACACUUAAAGAUGGAGAGCAGAAAGUGGAAAUUCUUGAAAACAAGGCCAUAUAUGAACUUGGUAGAAUUGGAGACAAAAAAUAACACUUUCAUUUUCACAUUUUUUUAAACCAAGUGCAAUUCUGGCAUGGUGUGAUUCAUCAGCAAGAUAAGCCAAAAUAUUGUUUUAAUGCAGUUUACUUGGAUUGAAUUAUCAUAUUAUGUAUUUUUACUUGUUUGUUCUAAAUAAGGGUUAUAUGUGCUGUUUCUAUGCUUCGCUUUGGAUUUUGGUGCUUUUGUUUGGUAUUUAAUUGUUUAUUGAUCUGGAAAAAAUAAAUUAUAUUCAUACUCGA
This is a messenger RNA of Megalobrama amblycephala (Wuchang bream), 1179 nucleotides long. RefSeq names its product HIV-1 Tat interactive protein 2 (gene htatip2). The coding region runs from base 104 to 931 and encodes 275 amino acids. The record is from RefSeq and is a predicted model, not a curated record. Gene Ontology annotation, cellular component: cytoplasm. Gene Ontology annotation, biological process: import into nucleus. Lineage: Eukaryota; Metazoa; Chordata; Actinopteri; Cypriniformes; Xenocyprididae. The transcript has 6 exons.